Molecule: messenger RNA, 1446 nt
Organism: Dentiscutata erythropus
Lineage: Eukaryota; Fungi; Glomeromycota; Glomeromycetes; Diversisporales; Gigasporaceae
Source: the annotation of a GenBank genome assembly
AUGAAGUUAGGUUCAAUUCAAGCUUCAAAAUGGUUGGAUCAACAUUAUCCUAAGAAUGGGGUUUGUAAAUACAAAGGGGGUGAGUUUAAAAAUUUUGGUAAAAGAAGGAGAGAAAUUACACACUUAGACAUUUCGUGUCAUAAUCGUUAUGGGUUAAAUAAAAUAAAAGGCAAAUUAGACUUAGAAGAUUUUGUAAAUUUAGUCGAAUUACGAUGCACUAAUAAUAAGUUAAAUGACUUAACGAUUAACAAUUUAAUUAAGUUGAAAAUAAUUAAUUGUUCUAGUAAUGAAUUUUGCCAUUUAGAUUUCGAGGGCUUUCCUGAACUUGAAGAAAUUGAUUGCACUAAUAAUGAAGAAUUGACUUGUUUAACACUAAAAAAUUGUCCUAAUAUUGAAGUAGUAAAAUGUCCUGUUAAUAGAUUAACUUUAAAAAUAACUGGUUGCUACAACCUCAAUGUUGAACAAUAUUUAGAUGAUAACAAGAUAAAGGAUUUAUAUAUAAAUAAUGAUGAUGUAAAAGAGAAAGAAAGGUUAAAAAAGAUAAAUAAUCAAUUAAAACAGAGAAUAACUGAAUUAGGGGAAAUAAUAACUGAAUUAGAAGAAUUGCCAGUUGUAAGUAAAAAAGACAUACUAAUAAUUGGUCGUACUGGUAGUGGGAAGUCUACUUUGGCUAAUGUUUUAUUCAAUAAAAAUAAUAAAAAUGGUAAUUUUGAAGAAGUAUUUAGAGAAGAUGAUAUUUCAGAAAGUGUAACUACCCAAUUGCAAGUGGAAGAAACAGAAAUAAAUGGAAUGAAUUAUCGGAUUAUUGAUACAGUAGGCUUCGGAGAUACUGGCACUGUAACUGGAGAUAAAGCAGUGUUGGAAGCAGUAAAAACUACGUAUGCAGUUAAAGAGGGAAUAAACCAAAUUUUAUUUGUUGUUGGUAGCAGGAGUGACAUCGAUGAAAAAGCAAUAAGGUUUUAUAACUCAUUAAAGGAUGAAAUUUUUGGAGAAAAUAUUUUUAAAUACACAACGAUUGUUCGCACUAAUUUCGAACUUUCUGCUGAUAAAAAAAGAUGUAAUGAAGAUAUCAAGGCUUUAAAGAAAAACAAAUUAAUUUCUGAAUUGGCAAACUCAUGUAAUGGGAUUAUUCACGUAAAUAAUCCAUCUUUAAAAGUCCGGUCAGGCAAUAUAACUGAGCGUCACAAAUUUCGGACAGAAUCACGUAGAGUAUUAGAAAAUCAUUUAUCUGCUUGCAAAAAUGUUUAUCGGCCUAGUAAAUUAAAAGAGGUAGUCUGUAGACUUGAUCGGGAGUUAGAUAAUAGGGGAAUUGAUUUUAACAAGCAAUUAAUUGGAUCUAAUUUCUCAGCAAGGUUAGAAGAUAUAGUGGAAAUAGCACUCAUUUGUAUGCCAAUUGUUACUGCACUGGUGAAGGUAGCAUUAGCUCACUCUUGCCAAAUAACCUAA